UGGACCCCGUGAAUCCACCGGUAUGGUCAAACAUUAGCUGGUUACAAAAGCAGCUGUUGUGGCCAGAGUGAACAACAGCUGAGAAACCAGUUGAGAAGAAGAACUGGGAGAAGAAACCAUGGACAGGACCGUCAGCAUCAGAAAUCCCAACAGCACCCCCACAGUGGGUCUGGUUGAGAGCAGCAGCGCCCCCGGCGGCCUGGAACUGGUCAGCUCCUACCAGACCAACAGAGUGGGAGACCCCAUGGACCUGGUGGCCCUGGCAGCACAAGUACAGAAGGGAGACGAUUUCAUUAAAGCCAACGCCUCCAACAAGCUGACAGUCAUCGCUGACCAGAUCAGAUACCUACAGGAGCAGGCGAGAAAGGUUUUGGAAGAGGCUAAAAGAGAUGCUGACCUCCACCACGCUGCCUGUAACAUAGUGAAGAAGCCGGGCACCAUGUACUACCUCUAUGAGCGGCCAUCUGGACAGAAGUACUUCUCCAUCAUCUCCCCUAAGGAAUGGGGCCCGAGUUGCCCUCACUCAUUUGUCGGUGCGUUCAAACUCCAACAUGACAUGUCCUGGACCCCUGUAGACCAAGUGGAGAAGAGGGAUGCAGAGCUUGCCAUUAUGAACAAGCUCAUCAGCCAGCAGACCGCUCUACCGCCAUGCACAGAACCCAACUUCAAAGGCCUUUCUGAGUAAAGCACUGCUGAAGCUGGACUGAAAAAGGGACUGGACUAAUCAAGGACACACACUGGAGACUUAUUCUACUUUUAAUGAACAUCAGUUUGAACUGAGAUAAAUCCAGGUGUGGACUGGAAUCACCGAUAUCAAAAUGUUGGACAGUGUUUCAGUGACUUUCAUGUACUGCCUUAAGUGAACACGGACAUGCACUACUACACGUUUUUGUUUGUAUACAGUCACAACCUCAGUAUCAUACAGGGCUGCGAUGGCAAAGCUGUGCAUGGGCUCUUUUUUGGAAACAUAGUUGAGUUUUUUUUUUUUAGACCUAUAAAACCGGCAUCAUAUAUUUCAGAGCCUUAUCUUAUAGGGGUGGGGUACAUUGUUUGUUGAUCCAUUUCUCAUUAUUACCCUGUGCAACUCAAAGUAAAUUAUUUAUUUUGUAGAUGCUGCCAAUAAGAUGUCAACAGUUGGGAUUUCAUUUGGUGAAUAAAAUCAUCUUUUUAAUCAUAGGUCAAGAAAACAAAAGUGCAAUAACUUUAUUUGAAAUCAUCUGUCUUCAGUUAGUACAAUUUGAAGUUAUUAAAGUGCUGACAAACACUAAA
Molecule: messenger RNA, 1269 nt
Organism: Hippoglossus stenolepis (Pacific halibut)
Lineage: Eukaryota; Metazoa; Chordata; Actinopteri; Pleuronectiformes; Pleuronectidae
Gene: c3h1orf50
Product: chromosome 3 C1orf50 homolog
Exons: 5
Coding region: 119-685 (188 amino acids)
Source: RefSeq, a predicted model, not a curated record